AUGAGUGAAGAGGCUAUUAAGAAGGAGAAAGAGAUUCUGGAUUCGUUUCCAUCUGUGUGUGAACCAGGGUCGCCUUCAGGCACUCCAGGUAACUUGAAUGAUUCUCAAAAAAAAGCUCUGGCUCAAUUGAAAGAGCAAUUACAAAAAGAUGGAUAUAAGCUGAGACUUGAUGAUGCUACUUUACUAAGAUUUCUGAGAGCCAGAAAAUUUAAUGUUGCUAUGGCCAAAGAGAUGUAUGUCGCGUGUGAAAAAUGGAGGAAGUCUGCUGGUGUGGAUACCAUCUUGGAGGACUUCCAUUAUGAAGAGAAACCAUUGGUUGCUAAGUACUAUCCACAAUACUACCAUAAGAUCGAUAAAGACGGUAGACCUGUUUAUUUCGAAGAACUCGGUACAGUUAACUUAAAUGAGAUGUACAAGAUUACAACCCACGAACGUAUGAUCAAGAACCUAGUUUGGGAGUAUGAAUCAUUUGUUAAAUAUAGACUACCAGCAUGUUCUAGAAGUAGGGGUUAUUUAAUAGAGACUUCAUGUACUAUUAUGGAUUUAAAGGGUAUUUCAAUUUCAAGUGCAUAUCAUGUUCUUUCUUAUGUUAAGGAAGCAUCACAUAUUGGUCAAAACUAUUACCCAGAACGGAUGGGUAAGUUUUACUUGAUCAACGCUCCAUUUGGAUUCUCUACUGCCUUCCGUCUAUUCAAGCCAUUCUUAGAUCCGGUUACAGUUUCAAAGAUUUUCAUCUUGGGAUCAUCAUAUAAGAAAGAGCUGUUGAAGCAGAUCCCAGCAGAGAACUUGCCUGUUAAAUAUGGUGGUAAAUCUGAAGUUAGUAGCUCUAAAGGUGGCUUAGCAUUGUCGGACAUAGGCCCAUGGAGAGACCCUAAGUUUAUUGGCCCAGAGGGAGAAGCUCCUAAAUCAUUUGUAAUGUAG
Nakaseomyces glabratus is the source of this 921-nucleotide messenger RNA. RefSeq names its product SEC14 family lipid-binding protein. NCBI's taxonomy places the organism in Eukaryota, Fungi, Ascomycota, Saccharomycetes, Saccharomycetales, Saccharomycetaceae. The record is from RefSeq and is a predicted model, not a curated record.